Branchiostoma belcheri (Belcher's lancelet) is the source of this 1825-nucleotide messenger RNA. RefSeq names its product sphingosine 1-phosphate receptor 1-like. Bases 154 to 1527 code for a protein of 457 amino acids. The transcript has a single exon. Gene Ontology annotation, molecular function: G protein-coupled receptor activity. Gene Ontology annotation, biological process: G protein-coupled receptor signaling pathway. The record is from RefSeq and is a predicted model, not a curated record. NCBI's taxonomy places the organism in Eukaryota, Metazoa, Chordata, Leptocardii, Amphioxiformes, Branchiostomatidae. Gene Ontology annotation, cellular component: membrane.
CGGGCCAUUAUUGCCUUCCAUCUGCUCCUGCAUUUUGCUCUAGCCGUCUCUGGUCCAGACAAACAAGCUGCCGGUGCAGCAGAGCCGUCCACAGCUUGGGAACCUCUCCAUCCCCUGCCUGAGACUACAGAUAUCUACAUCUUGAACUUCAACAUGUUUAACAAUACCGGUAGUUCCGAUCCGUGGAUGCUCACAGAGACAUCUGACAAAUUCAGAAGUUUGGUAUCCUGCUAUAAAUGGCAUCUCCAGAACAAUAAUGUGUCCCUCGCACAAGCCCAUGAAGCCUGCUCCAUGCACAAGGACCUUGUGAGGUUGGGAACAGAGACUGAUGUUGUCUUCUGGCUGAUGGGACUUCUCAUCAUCAUUGGAAAUGCUGUCGUGCUCCUGGGAAUCAUUGGAACAAGACAACUCCACAGUGACAAGCCCAUCUACAUCUACCUGGCAAAUCUGGCAGUCACAGAUGUGUUCGCAGGCAUCGGACUUCUGUACCGCACAGUCGGCCAUGUCCAACACAAUGUAACAUAUGACUUCAAGUUGACUUAUAUCAGCUUAAUCAUAUUUAGUCAGAUAACCUCAGCAUCAGCUCUAACCCUAAUGUCUAUUAAUGCCUAUGUUGCUAUGAUGUAUCCUGUAUACUUCCACAACCACGCUGGCAGUGCCAAACUGCGCGCAGCUGUAGGUCUGAGUAUUUCAUGGAUUGUUUGCACAGUGCUUGCCUUCUCACCCAAGAUGGGUUGGAACUGUCUCCACAUUCAGACCCUCACCUCCGGGAUCUGCAUAUCAUGGUACCCCCUGUCCUUUGUCAUCACGUCUACAUCCAUACUGCUCUUUCUGUGCGUCAGCAUGCUGUUCACAAAUAUCAGCGUGUAUGUAGCAAUCAGACGACGAGAGAGGAGAAGGCUUGAGCAGGCAGCUGCAGGGGGCCCCCAGGCACCAGGAGUAAAUCCUGCACAAGAGGAGGCUCAGAGAAAAUAUGAAGAAAGGGUGCACAAGGCAAGGACUGUGAUGAUUCAUGUAGUGGUGGCAUUUGUCUGCUGGCUGUUAGCCCUCCUGUUCUUUGCAGUCUGCAAAGUUCUCCCGGAUAGUUGCCCUAGGAAUGGAGUAUUUGCGGGGAUAUGUCUGAACUCAUUCAUUAACCCGAUAGCAACACUCAUCCGCAUGCCGGACUUAAGGACGGCAAUCUGGCAAAAACUGAUGAGCAUCUACCAGACACUUGUCACCGUGAUACGGGGAAACCGUGUGGACCCACAGGAAGACCAGGCUGGAGCAGGAAACAUCCCAACUCUACAGGAACGCCCUGCACAAGCAGAGGGACAAGACACACCACGUCUGGCUCCAGAUGAUCAGUCUGCAGUGGGAAACUGUCAGGAAGGCCCUUCAGAGGGACAAAACACACUGCAUCUGGCUCCAGAUCAACAGUCUGCCGUGAAAAACCGUCAAAUCCAUACAUACCGCAGGACGCCAGGACCCUACAAGCCUUCUAGAGGCAGAGAGGUAGUCCUGCCAACAAUUGUGGAAAUAGACUAAACUGUAUGAAGCUGACGAUUCAGAACCUUUUCACAAACACAAAAACAAACUUUGUGUGGAAGCAAAAUGCCAGAUGUCCACCCUGCAUCAGGAGCAAGAAUGGCAAGUACAUGUACAUUGUGAAUUUCAUGAUUUUACUGUGGCUGUGAUAACAAUGAGGACUGAUGUACAGUAACUGUCCUGUAAGUUAGCAGCUUGUGUAACACACAAAUUGUAUCCCAGUUGUGUUGUGCUGGAGGAGCUUAAAAAAAGCAGAUACUGUAUAAAAUUAUAUGUAGUGUACAUUGUAUAUUGUAGA